Molecule: messenger RNA, 1741 nt
Organism: Medicago truncatula (barrel medic)
Lineage: Eukaryota; Viridiplantae; Streptophyta; Magnoliopsida; Fabales; Fabaceae
Product: soyasapogenol B glucuronide galactosyltransferase
Exons: 1
Coding region: 133-1608 (491 amino acids)
Molecular function (GO): UDP-glucosyltransferase activity
Source: RefSeq, a predicted model, not a curated record
CAUGAUUUCACUAAAUAAAAUUCUAUGGUAUAUGUUUGAAAACCAUUUUCUUUAUUUGUAUAUGUCAGAAACACAGCUUCUCCUCAAAGGAAUAGAUAAAGCUAUACAUACUCUUCAUAGAUUUCAAAAGCAAUGGAGUCUCAACUGCAUGUAACUUUUCUUCCAUUUCCAACUCCUGGCCAUAUGAUUCCUAUGAUAGACACAGCAAGACUAUUUGCCAAACAUGGUGUUAAUGUUACCAUCAUCACUACACAUGCUAAUGCUUCAACCUUCCAAAAAGCGAUAGACAGUGACUUCAAUUCAGGAUACUCCAUCAAGACUCAUCUUAUUCAGUUCCCUUCAGCUCAAGUUUGUCUUCCAGAUGGUGUUGAAAAUCUCAAAGAUGGAACUUCCUCAGAAAUUCUUGGUAAAAUAGCUCAAGGAAUAAUGAUGCUUCAAGAUCAAAUUGAAAUUCUGUUUCAAGAUCUUCAACCAGAUUGUAUAAUAACUGAUAUGACUUAUCCUUGGACAGUUGAAUCAGCUGCAAAACUAAACAUUCCAAGGAUUUACUUUUACAGCUCAAGCUACUUCUCCAAUUGUGCGAGCUAUUUUGUUAGAAAGUAUAGACCUCAUGAUAAUUUAGUUUCUGAUACACAGAAAUUUACCGUUCCUUGUUUGCCUCAUACAAUUGAGAUGACACCUUUGCAGCUAGCUGAUUGGAUUAGGGUUAAGACUUCAGCAACAGGUGCAUUUGGUGCAAUGUUUGAAUCAGAGAAAAGAAGCUUUGGAACACUAUACAAUAGUUUUCAUGAACUAGAAAGUGAUUAUGAGAAACUUGGUAAAACUACAAUAGGGAUCAAAUCUUGGAGUAUAGGACCGGUUUCAGCAUGGAUUAACAAAGACGAUGAUAAAGGAUACACGGAAAAGAACAUUGGAAAAGAUCAAGAAUUGGUAAAUUGGCUUAAUUCUAAGGAAAACGAGUCUGUGUUGUAUGUAAGUUUUGGAAGCCUUACUAGGCUUUCUCAUGAACAGAUUGCUGAAAUAGCUCAUGGUCUUGAAAAUUCUGGUCAUAAUUUCAUUUGGGUUGUUAGAGAAAAGGAUAAAGAUGAUGGUGAAGAAGGUUUUCUGAUAGAUUUUGAGAAAAGGAUGAAAGAAAGCAAAAAGGGCUAUAUCAUAUGGAAUUGGGCCCCACAGCUUCUGAUAUUGGAUCACCCUGCAACAGGAGGAAUUGUGACUCACUGUGGUUGGAACUCAAUUCUUGAAAGCUUGAAUUCUGGUUUGCCAAUGAUAACAUGGCCAAUAUUUGCUGAACAAUUUUACAAUGAGAAGCUGCUUGUUGAUGUUUUGAAGAUUGGAGUCGCGGUUGGAUCAAAAGUGAACCAGUUUUGGCUUAGCAUUGGUGAAGAGGUAGUGGUGAGAAGGGAGGAGAUAGUGAAGGCUGUUGAGAUAUUGAUGGGAAAUGGCCAAGUGAGCAAAGAAAUGAGGAUGAGAGCAAAGAAGCUUGGUGAUGCUGCCAAGAAGACUAUAGAGGAAGGUGGAGAUUCUUACAACAACUUGAUUCAGUUGAUUGAUGAGCUAAAAUCAUUGAAGAUUGCUAGAGAACUUGAAAAAACCAGAUUAGAUAAUUGAAUUUGAGGAUGAGUUGAUGACAUUAAUUUAAUAUUAUUGCUCUACGAGUUGCAGCUGGUGUGAUUUUAUAAAAGUUUUUUGGUUUUGUAACAUGAUCACUAAUACAUUUACAUGUUUUAGUAAACAUUCACCU